UCAGCCAAAGCGCGCACUGAGUGCAAACCCCAGUCAAUCCGUGCCCCGGCUCCGCCCCCCGCGUCCGAAUCCCGCCCAGCUAGACCCUCAAGCCCAGGCGGGUCUCGAGCCUGGAGAAGCAAGGUUCCCGCACCAGAUAGCAUGUUUUUGGCCCAGAGGAGCCUCUGCUUUCCUAGUGGUAGAGCAAAAUUCCUGAAGACAAUUUCUUCUUCCAAAAUCCUCGGAUUCUCUGCUUCUGCUGAACAUUCUGUUGUUUUCCUCUGCCAUCUAGUGGUAAAAGAAAGUAAUUUUCCUGGUUUUUUGAAUGGAUAGUCAUCCCUUAAAAAGCAUCCAGAUUGCGCAGUAGUGCUAGCGACUUCGCAGUUCAGUCCUCGUACCCGACAGCCGCCACUGGUGCUGAGUUGCUAGGAAGCCCCUGUCAGCGAGCUCCUUGGAGCUUGAACCCAUUGUCACCCCUCCGACUCACCGGCAAAAAAAAAAAAAAAAAAAAAUGGUGGAAGCAGAUCGCCCGGGAAAGCUCUUCAUUGGUGGGCUUAAUACGGAAACAAAUGAGAAAGCUCUUGAAACAGUAUUUGGCAAAUAUGGACGAAUAGUGGAAGUACUCUUGAUAAAAGACCGUGAAACUAACAAAUCAAGAGGAUUUGCUUUUGUCACCUUUGAAAGCCCAGCAGAUGCUAAGGAUGCAGCCAGAGACAUGAAUGGAAAGUCAUUAGAUGGAAAAGCCAUCAAGGUGGAACAAGCCACCAAACCAUCAUUUGAAAGAGGUAGACAUGGACCGCCCCCACCUCCAAGAAGUAGAGGUCCUCCACGAGGUUUUAGAGCUGGAAGAGGAGGAAGUGGAGGAACCAGGGGACCUCCUUCACGAGGAGGACACAUGGAUGACGGUGGAUAUUCCAUGCAUUUUAACAUGAGUUCUUCCAGGGGACCACUCCCAGUGAAAAGAGGACCACCACCAAGAAGUGGGGGUCCUUCUCCUAAGAGAUCUGCACCUUCAGGACUAGUUCGCAGCAGCAGUGGCAUGGGAGGAAGAGCUCCUCUAUCACGUGGAAGAGAUAGUUACGGAGGUCCACCUCGAAGGGAACCACUCCCCUCUCGUAGAGAUGUUUAUUUGUACCCAAGAGAUGAUGGGUAUUCUACUAAAGACAGCUAUUCAAGCAGAGAUUACCCAAGUUCUCGUGAUACAAGAGAUUAUGCACCACCACCACGAGAUUAUACUUACCGUGAUUAUGGUCAUUCCAGUUCACGUGAUGACUAUCCAUCAAGAGGCUAUGGCGAUAGAGAUGGAUAUGGUCGUGAUCGUGACUAUUCAGAUCAUCCAAGUGGAGGUUCCUACAGAGAUUCAUAUGAGAGUUAUGGUAACUCACGUAGUGCCCCACCUACACGAGGGCCCCCGCCAUCUUAUGGUGGAAGCAGUCGCUAUGAUGAUUAUAGCAGCUCACGUGAUGGAUAUGGUGGAAGUCGGGACAAUUACUCAAGCAGCCGAAGUGAUCUCUACUCAAGUGGUUGUGAUCGGGUUGGCAGACAAGAAAGAGGGCUUCCCCCUUCUGUAGAAAGGGGGUACCCUUCUCCACGUGAUUCCUACAGCAGUUCAAGCCGGGGAGCACCAAGAGGUGGUGGCCCUGGAGGAAGCCGAUCUGAUAGAGGGGGAGGCAGAAGCAGAUACUAGAAACAAACAAAACUUUGGACCAAAAUCCCAGUACAAAGAAACAAAAAAAAAAGUGGAAACUAUUCUAUCAUUACUACCCAAGGACUACUAAAAGGGAAAAUUGUGUUACCUUUUUUAAAUUCCCUGUUAAGUUCCCCUCCGUAAGUUUUAUGUUCUUGUGAGGAAAAAGGUAAAACAUGUUUAAUUUUAUUUGACUUCAUGACACUGCUUUUCAACAAGCAAAUGUUAAAUGUGUUAAGCCUUGUUGUACUAGUAACUUUGUAACUUCUAACUUUCCAAGUAAAAGUGUCCCUAAAGACCACUUCCUAUCUGGUUUCUCCCAGUAAAUGAGGCAAGCAAUUCUAAGAUCUUCCACAAAACAUCUAGCCAUCUGAAAUGGAGAGAUGAAUUGUUCUGCCUAUACAAGCAAGCUAGCUAUUAAGAGGGUGGUUGGGGUAUGCUACUCAUAAGAUUUCAUGGUGUUUUCCAACGGAAAUCUCAAUGUUCUUAGUAUGCAAAACCUGAAAUCAGAUGCCUAUGUAAGGAAAUUGCUGUUCACCCAGUAAACCCAAAAAAAGCAAAUGGAUAAUGCUGGCCAUUUUGCCUUUCUGACAUUUCCUUGGGAAUCUGCAAGAACCUUCCCUUUCCCCUCCCACAAUAAGACCAUUUAAGUGUGUCUUUAAACAACUGCAGAAUACUAAAUAAAAAGUUUGGCCAGAACCAACCAUGAAGCUGCAAAGGUGCUUGCUCUUACUGUUUCAAAUUUUUGCAACUCUAGUGUCUCACGUUUAAAGGAACAGUUUGAUUGCAAAGGAGAAAAUAGUUAAGUAAUGAAGUUAUCUCCAACUUCCGAAAGGCUUAUGACUUCUAAAAAGUGAAUCUAUCAGCAUUCUACAUCAGAUUUAAAGCAUCAAAUGCCUGUGAAACAGCAGAGAUGGUUGAGGAUUAUGCUCAUUAUGAUUGUGGAGUGCUGCUGAUUGAUUCACAGUAGAUAAAGCUGGCAGUAAGAGAAAUCAAAUGCUAAGAGUUGUUGAAGCAGAAGGCGGCUGAUUGUCAGUAAGUCAGUACAGUUGCAUAAGCAGUGCUGUCAGAAUUGGUUUGGUGCAGGCAAUAGAUUUUGCCUUCAGGGGUUCCUGUGGAUCUCAGGAAGGCAUCAGUGUUGAUUAACACUCAUAACUAAGGAGUGAGUGGUAGUUACUUAAAACAAGUAAUUGACCAAAUGGAAAAGGGGAAGUAAUUAAGGAAAUUGGUAAGUGGAGGAAGUUCUUGUGGUCCUUUACAUAGAUUUUACAGCUUUGGGUUUCAUUUUGUUUAACUAAAGUCAUGGGGACAACUCUUCAAUUUGGAGCUUAAAAAUGGUAGCUCUAUCUAGUGAAGUGUCUGUCAGUAAGUGAAACAUUUUUUGGUGGUGGCUUAUCCAGAAACAGUUUAGUUGUAGAAUACAACUUAUGAGUGACAUCUGGAAAGUAACAACCAUGCUAAGAUGGCAAACACACUGGAAACAAUUGGGCCACUUGGCUUUCUUUUGCUGUAUUGUUUUAUAAGCCUACUUUACUUCCCAGUCUUGGAAACAAGUUUUAGUUUAUUGCUUUGGACACUAGAGCCAAUAGUACAAUGUUCUCAAAGGAAACAGACUUGAGUUGUUGGAUUGGAGGAACUAAUUGAACUUCUAAUUUUUUUUUUUUUGUCAUAACUAUGGCACUGUCAUGUUUUAACAUUUGCAGCUAGGGAUAGUAAGUACAACAUUUUUAACUCUCAUUUGACAGAUUACUACUAAUCACAGACCACAAGGGUAAUGACCAAAUUUAUGUGGUUGUUGCACUUCCCAACCCUUCCAUAUUCUUAUGAUUACUUGGGUUACAGCCUCUGUGAGGACCUUUUGGCCCUUGAGAUAUCCUAAAUAUAGUAUAGGAUAUAGAGAUUGUACCAAAUAUGAAUGAAUAUUGUUCAAAGCAAGGAGUAUGUUAAAAUGACGAGACACCAGUUUUGAUAAAUAGUUUACUGACCUAGCAGAUGUGUGGAAAAAUAAUCAGAUCUUGAUUCUUCUGGGUCUAUACUGGUUGUAAAACAAUGAUAUAGAAAAUGUUUUCCUUGUUUAACUGGUAGUUGAACAUAGAACUUGGGUAUUAUAGAUCACUUCUCACUUUUUGGAAUGUUUUCUAUUGAAACUUUAACAUGGCAAAAAAAAAAAAAAAAAUCCAAAAUCUAUGAGAUAAUUUUGUUAAAGUUGG
Molecule: messenger RNA, 3876 nt
Organism: Chlorocebus sabaeus (green monkey)
Lineage: Eukaryota; Metazoa; Chordata; Mammalia; Primates; Cercopithecidae
Gene: RBMXL1
Product: RBMX like 1
Molecular function (GO): RNA binding
Source: RefSeq, a predicted model, not a curated record